UUUCUUCCUCAUUGCGCAAGCGCACAGUAGUCGGCGCAAAAAUUUAAACUGUAGGACCGGGAACAAGAGUGUGGAAAUUAAGCAAAGGUCAACAGUAAAGCCGAACCGAACUAAGAUCAAGCGACUUUUUGCGCAGCCUAAACAAUGAGUGCCGUCUCAACUCCUUGUUCACAAAUAUUAAGUGAAAUUUCUGGAAACAAGUUUGUGUCACCCUCCACCCUUCGAAGACCGAUCAGUCAGACCAGCACCCCUGUACUAUCAGACGUCCCAAGCAAUGAUGAUGAAUUGGAAAGAAAGCAGCGCCGGAAGUCAAGGGUUAUUGAUCUGCACUUGGGCACAGACAGCUCUGUACAAGAAUCUCCAGCACAGAGGAGUUUGUCUGGUACUCCAGCUGCUGUGCCAAAGCUGACAAAUUCACAGAUUUCUGAACAUUACUCCACUUGUAUCAAGCUUUCAACAGAGAAUAAAAUAACAACCAAGAAUGCAUUCAAUCUUCACUUGAUUGAUUAUAUGUCAGAUAUCCUGAAAGAAAAAGACUCUGCACUCACCAACUUCAAGGUUGCUGCUGGUACACUGGAUGCAAGUGCCAAAAUAUACUCUGUGAGAGUUGAUGCUGUUUAUGCAAAUACAUACAGAGUUCUGGGAGGACUAGGAAAAGACUCUAAAUCAGCUGAUGAUGAAGAGAAUGCAGUACUUGCGGAUGGACAGGAAGAUGGAGAAUUAGAGAAACGAAAAACGGUCACAAAAGCAAAGAAGGUUGUCCGGAAGAAGAUGAUUGAGCAAAACCUUUCGAAAAUUAACCGGGCAGAUUCUAAGGGAAAAUGUGAGGUUGACCCCGUAUUUCAGAAGAUGGCAUCCUCCUUUGAUGAGUCAAGUACAUCUGGCGUCUUCUUUUCUCUGCUUCGCAGUUUCAAUUGCUAUAAUGAACUGCAGUUCCCCACUGAUAUAAUUUUGCUUCGUUCCAAUGACAUUGAAGAGUUUCCAUCCAUUGCUCAAGUUAGCGUGCCUCAGCUAAAAGUUCUUCUAGAGCAAACAAAACAGCAAUGUUCCAUUUGCCCAUCUCUUGAAGAUUUUUCUUUUAUGAAUUGGACAAAUGAGGCCAAUGACCAGAGUUUGUCAGAGAUGUGGGAGAAAUUUAAAAAAGAUGAUCAUGUAUUUGAUAUAAAUGCUGAACCGGAGGCAGAGAAUGAGGCGGUGGACUUUGACUUUGAUGGGGAUGCCUGUGAUGCAAAUGGAGAUGAAGACGAUCUAGGUGCUUGCACUGAGCACCGGGAAGCCUUUGCUAUGGGCAAUGCCCCCAAAAAAAGAGAUGUUAUUCCACUGGAAGAUGGUGACAUAAGUGCUAUGUGCCUCCAGCUCUCCUCAAAACCUGGGGAGUACUCCUAUUUUAGCCCAAGGACAAUGUCAAUGUGGGCAGGCCCUGACCACUGGCGCUUCAAACCACGACAUAAAAAUGAAAAUGUUGCUGGCAAAAAGCAAAAAAAACUCAAGCAAGCUUUUGAAUUAAACUUUAAUGAGGACGUUAAUUUUGAGACAUACUUCAAACAGUCUAGGGCAGCAACAACUAUUGGCAAGAGUCUUCGAGAUAAAGUGUCAAAAAAGAGAACUUUACUCCCUGCAGAAUUUCACUAUGAGCCAUGUAAUCUCACACGGUUGAACCUAAAGCCUUCAGUUAUGAUUUCUAAAAAGGGAAAGAAGCGUAUUUCUGGAGAGCAUGUUGAAGGAAUUGGAGAAUAUGACUAUAAUAAUCCUAAUGAUACUGCAAACUUCUGUCCUGCUACACAGAUGGAUGAUGAUGAUGAUGAUGACCACCACGAUUUUGGUAAUGAACCUUGUGAAAUUGAGAAUACUUGCCCAUUAGCUUCUGAUCCAACAAAUAUCACAACAUAUGGGGAAGAUAACCUGGUGGCAGAGCCACAGAAGGUGAAAAAGAUUGAGCUAAAUUAUGCAAAGACGGCAAAGAAAAUGGACAUGAAGAGGUUAAAAGAAACAAUGUGGUGUCAUCUGGCAGACGAUAAAGAGCAGGCCUCAAUGGAAAAAGAAAAUGAAGGUAAUAUAAAGAUAUUGAGAGAAAAAUUCUUUGGCAGUGUGACAAAGGACUUGCAACAAAGGCUGCCUUCAACAAUGGCUCAAAACUUGUCUGUGCCACUAGCAUUUGCUGCUUUACUGCAUCUUGCUAAUGAAAAGGAUCUGGUGCUGCAAAGUGUAGAAGAUUUAUCAGAUAUUAUUAUAAAGCAAGACAACUGACUUCAUUAUAUUCAUUGAUUUUAAAAGAAAAGUAUUUAUGUUGAUUUGUUUUUGUAAUGUUUCCAGUUGUGCUCAUGAUUUAAUGUUCCAAUAUGGAAAUGCUAGCAAAAUGAAGCAAAAACAUUAUUUU
Erpetoichthys calabaricus (reedfish) is the source of this 2377-nucleotide messenger RNA. It is a transcript of the gene ncaph, whose product is annotated as non-SMC condensin I complex, subunit H. Lineage: Eukaryota; Metazoa; Chordata; Cladistia; Polypteriformes; Polypteridae. The record is from RefSeq and is a predicted model, not a curated record. Gene Ontology annotation, molecular function: chromatin binding. Gene Ontology annotation, cellular component: condensin complex. Gene Ontology annotation, biological process: mitotic chromosome condensation. Bases 145 to 2247 code for a protein of 700 amino acids. The transcript is spliced from 18 exons.